Agrilus planipennis (emerald ash borer) is the source of this 2963-nucleotide messenger RNA. Its product is annotated as WD repeat-containing and planar cell polarity effector protein fritz. Gene Ontology annotation, molecular function: protein binding. The coding region runs from base 209 to 2893 and encodes 894 amino acids. Lineage: Eukaryota; Metazoa; Arthropoda; Insecta; Coleoptera; Buprestidae. The transcript has 7 exons. Gene Ontology annotation, biological process: cilium organization; establishment of protein localization; nervous system development. The record is from RefSeq and is a predicted model, not a curated record. Gene Ontology annotation, cellular component: axonemal basal plate.
UUUCGGUAAACAUACAUUUGUACAUUUUAUUUAUUAUACGCCUAUAAUUAUUUUCUAAUUAAAAUCAUAAAUGUUUUUUUUGAGAGCAUCGUUUUCUCUUUAUUUAAUAAAUAAAUAUAAAUUAAUGAACGCCAUAUCCAUGAUUGAAUCGUAGUUUGAUUUUGAAUUACGUACCCCAAAAUGAAUAUGAUGAAGAAAUAAAAUAAAUAUGACAUUACUAAACGAAAUCCAUUUCUGGAGUUCAAAAAGCACAAUUUUAAUAAAAUCAUCAGACUACGGAUCCUUUAAAUAUUGUUCUAAAAAAGACAGGGAUAAAGAUAAUGUUUACCUAGACAGUAAAAGUUUAUACUGUAAACAACGUGGAUAUGUCUGGAGUGCUUCAAAUAAAAAGUCUACCAAAUUAAAAGACAAACUUAAGGAAUAUGAAGAUCUUUUGGCACAAAAUAAAGUUGUAACGUUUGUAUGGGAUAAUGUAGUAAAAUUACUUCUUUCACGUGGCAUUGUAGUCACAAUUACAGUAAAUUCUGUAACAAAUGAUAUAGAAAACAUCAGCUUUGACAGAAGUAUAGUGUCCAAAAUUUAUCCUGAAGUUGUUAAUGCAGGAAUAAUUAAUGAUCAACGUGUUGUAUUUGUGUGCAGUGAUGGUAAAAUUUACUGUCAAGGUGGUUCUUGGAAGGAUGGUUAUGUUAUAGGCAGUACUCCUAAGAGAAAAGUUAGUCUUUGCAAAGAUUAUUUAGUGGUUUGGGGUGGUGCAAACUGUGAAAAUCCUCAACCAUGGAGUCCACUAAUUAAAGAACACCACAAGGGAAAUAUACAUUUUUAUUUAAUUGGUGCAAAAGGACCAGAGCUUUUAGCUUCUAAAAGGACUGAAGGAGAUCCUCAGGAUGUUAUAAUUAGUAAAGCAAACAAUGAGACAUUAAUAGUAAUUGAGCAAAUUGUUUCACAAAAAGGUGCUGUGUCCAUUGAAGUUGGAACUUUUAAACUAGUUGAUCAUAAUCUGAAACGUACCUGUGUAACUUUAGUACCUCUACAGACUCAAAUAAGUUGCUGCGUAUUGAGCCAAGAUGAAAAAUAUGUGUUUUUAGGAUGUAUAGAUUCCUCCAUAGCAAUUCUAAAUCGUAGCAGAGGAACCACAAGAAUUGCAAAAGCCUCCUUUAUCCCAACUUUUGCCAUAUGGCACAUUGCAGGAGUUACAGUGGCAAUCUCUAAUGAAAAGGGUCAGCUACAAUACUAUGAUGUAGCUUUAAACUGUAUCAAGUCCCAACUUAUUGGAGAAGACUGCACUGCAAUUGGAUUAGUUGAUUUGUCGAUUUAUUUUAAAAAUCAAAUGAUUGUGGAGAAUUUAUACAGAGGACCGAAUGGUUUAGUAGUAGUGUUUGAAUAUGGACCUGUUGUUGUUAUAACGCACGUCGAAAGAGCACUGAGUUUGCCUUCGUUAGUUCAGUAUUAUUUGUCUGCAGAGAAAGUGGAUAAAGCUAUUGCUUUAUUAUUGAACGUGGAUUGGAGUGAUGAAGUUUUUUUUAUUUUACAACGUAUCAUAGCUUAUUUAACGAAAUUACCGCUCACUGAAGAAAAUGCCCGUCAUCUACAAAACGCUCUGGGUAGCUUUCAUUGUCCUCCGGUCCUUUUGAGUGCAGAAAUCAAACGCAGAUAUGGAUAUCAGGUCAGAAUUCUCACCAGAAGAUACUUUCAUCAAUUAGUACGUUAUGGAAUGUAUGAGACAGCAUUCCUUUUGGCCGUUGAUAUAGGACACCAUGACUUAUUUAUGGACCUUUAUUACUGUGCUGUUCGAAUUGGUGAACGAGAAAUGGCAGCAGCAGCACGAGCUCAAGCAUCAGCCUUAAUGAGUGAAUAUUCAAGCGAAGGAUCUUGCUGUUCGAGAUCUUCAUGUUCUCAGUGUUCAAAAUCGGGCUCCAUUUGUAGCGAUGAAGAAGCCGAUUCUAUUUCAACAGACACAACUACACAUUUUGAAGAUAAUAAUCCGCCACGAACUGAUGGGCCCCUUAUUACCACAAAUGAUAAUUUUCUCUCUACAAAUUUCAAUAAUGCUAAUCCCCAAACUUAUGCCAAUUCAUUGCGGCAAAAUGUGGACGUCCCCAAACAGGACGUUUUACAAAAGCCGCCCUUUCCUAAAGUACCGCCGCCUAUUCAAAAUCAACGCAUCUUACAAAAUAAUCCUAUUCUUCCAACUCAACAACAUUUUUCGCCUCUUACACGGCCUGUGUCACAACAAGCAUUAAGACCUGCAUCUCCACAGAUAGUGCGACCUGUUCCUCCGCCUUCAGUACCCUCUCCAACCCUUGCUAAUCGUGUUCCGACACUUAGUGGCAUUAACUCCUCUUCUGCAUUUCCUCCCCCUUAUGGAAAUGUUAAUCGGACCAUAACUACACCUCCUUUAAAUCGACUUAACUUUUCCCCCUUUAACUUUAAUUCUGCAAUGAAAAGUUUGCCCCAAAGACCUUACUUCCGUGCUCCGUCUGUUCCAAUUUCUGAUAUACGAAAUUCACCAGUUCCGCGCCACAUAUCCACACCUCCUUUACCUAUCACAAACUUUUCUUUACCCAGUGUCAACACUAAUACUUGUGGUUCUUCAGUAAGUACUACUGCACCACCCUCUGGAUGUUUUCCAGGAGGAAAGAAGCACCAAGCAAAGGUUAAAUUUUCCGACACUGUAACCGCCUUUAUCGUUCCCGAAGUAAAAAGACCAGUGAGGCCGCCUCCUCCUCCUCAUUUAACUAAUCCUCAAAAGGAAUUAGCGGAUAGUUUACCUCUAUGUCAUCCAAACGAAGAUUACUUAAAAGAUUUUACGCCAGUAAGGCGAGGUGAAUCAGAUGACGGUCAACAGAGUAAUUCCCAACCAAAAAUCAAAGUUGUGCACUUUGGAGUUGUUUGAAAACGUGUAUAACUUUUUGACCGUAACAAGGUUUUAUAUAUGUUGACCUGAAUUGCAUGUUGCUCUCAAA